AUGGCGGAGACCCUGUACACCGUGCCCGGGGUGCUGGCCGAGAUCCGCGACAGGCCGACGCGCCGCCGCCUGGCCGCCCUGCCCUGCGAGCUGCGCCUCCGCCGCCCGCGGCCCGACCUCCUGCGCCUCGUGACCGACUUCUCCAAGAAGACCGGUGACUACCCCAGCCUCUCAGCCGCCGACCUGCAGGUGCUCGCCCUCACUUGCCAGCUGCAGGCUGAGACCGACGGCCCCAGCUGCCUCCGCUGGGAGCCCCAGGACAAGGUGCGGCUCAGCUCCACCCCGCAGCACCCCGAGGCCCCCCUGCACCUCGCCGGCUUCCAUCUGCCCGCCAAGCACAAGCGCGCGGGGAAAGGCCAGCAUCAGCCCAGCCCUGAGAGGAGCACAGUCCCAUCCGAGAGCAACGAGUUCGGCUCCUUCCUCUACUGGCGAGCCCCCCUGCCCAGCAUCGAGGAGGAGCUGCAGGAGCUGCUGAAAGCUCAGGCCGUCUCCGUUAGCCCAGAGACCACUGAGGAGCACCAGAACGCUGAGGAUGAGGCCAGUGCUGAGGAAGAGGAGGACGAGGAGGAGAGUGAUGACGAGGGUUGGAUAACACCCAGCAACCUCAAGCAGGUCCAGCAGGACACAGGGCACUGCGACACUGCUCCCAUCGGCGUCCAGGUCGGCUGUGUCACCACUGACUUUGCCAUGCAGAACGUGCUGCUGCAGAUGGGCCUCCACGUGCUGGCGGUGAACGGCAAGCUGAUCCGCCAGGCCAGGAGCUACAUCCUCCGCUGCCACGGCUGCUUCAAGACCACUUCGGACAUGACCAAGGUUUUCUGUCCCCACUGCGGUAACAAGACCCUGAAGAAGGUCGCGGUGAGCGUCAGCGACGACGGGAGCCUCCACAUGCAUUUCUCCCGCAACCCCAAGGUGCUGAACCCCCGAGGGCUCAGGUACCCGCUGCCGGCCCCGAAAGGAGGGAAGCACGCGAACAACCCCCACCUGGUGGAAGACCAGCCCUUCCCGCAGCAGCGGCUGUCCCGCAAGGCCAGGCAGAAGACCAACGUCUUCGACCCCGACUACAUCGCCGGGGUCUCGCCCUUUGCGGAAAACGACAUCUAUAGCCGCGCGGCCAAUCUGCAAAUCCGGGACGCGGCGCUGGGUGCUGGCAGGAGGCGCCUGAACCCCAACGCCGUGACAAAGAAGUUUGUGAAGAGGAGGUGA
Nipponia nippon (crested ibis) is the source of this 1206-nucleotide messenger RNA. Lineage: Eukaryota; Metazoa; Chordata; Aves; Pelecaniformes; Threskiornithidae. The record is from RefSeq and is a predicted model, not a curated record.